CUCAUGUCCAUCACCCACUUUUCUAGUCAUCAUCACAGUCAUGAGGUAGGUGUGAAUAUCAUCCUGAAGGCUGCGAAAUGAAUCUGUGCUGUCUGUCCAAACCGCAGGUGCAUCUAGAUGCAGGUGUGGUUUAAAGAAACGACUUUGAGGUUUUAGUGAAUUUCAUCAAAACGUUUACCGUCGUUCAACGCAUCGAUAUCCCCAUCUCGUGUGCAUCUAUGCUUGUUUCGCUCGUUCACACAGAGGUCCUUUGUCAAUGCGUCCUUCAAUUUCUGUAGCUUUUCCCCAGAGGAGUUAUCUUGCUGGAGGAUCGCGCAUUGAAAUUGUUUGGAUCUUUCCUAGUUUGGAGAUGACAGGCCAUUUUAAGGCAAGCAGGAAACCAGAGUAAGUCGCCAUGGCGGCAGGAGUGGCUGCAUGGCUUCCCUUCGCCCGGGCAGCAGCUAUUGGCUGGAUGCCUGUGGCCAACUGCCCCAUGCCUAUCGCUCCUAGAGACCACACAAAGAGACAUGAUGAGCUGAUCAUCCUGAACGUGAGUGGACGACGCUUCCAGACCUGGAGGACCACACUGGACCGUUACCCAGACACCCUGCUGGGCAGCUCUGAGAAACAGUUUUUUUACGAUGAGGAGACCAAGGAGUAUUUUUUCGACCGGGACCCAGACUCCUUCCGUAGCAUUCUCAACUUCUACCGGACGGGCAAGUUGCACUAUCCUCGCUACGAGUGCAUCUCGGCCUACGACGAAGAGCUAACCUUCUUCGGCAUCAUCCCGGAGAUCAUUGGUGACUGCUGCUACGAAGAGUACAAGGAUCGGAAGCGGGAGAAUGCUGAACGUCUCCAGGACGACCAGGAUGACAACAAGGACUGCAAGCUGCCCAACAUGACAUACAGAGAGACCAUGUGGAGGGCCUUUGAGAACCCUCACACCUCCACCAUGGCCCUGGUGUUCUACUACGUCACCGGCUUCUUCAUCGCCAUCUCAGUCCUCACCAACGUGAUAGAGACGGUUCCGUGCGGUGCUACGCCUUCCCAGAAGGACAUGCCGUGUGGUGAGCGCUACACCGUAGCCUUCUUCUGCAUGGACACGGCCUGUGUCCUCAUCUUCACCGUAGAGUACCUCAUGAGACUGUUCGCCGCGCCCAGCCGCUACCAAUUCAUGCGCAGCGUGAUGAGCAUCAUCGACGUGGUGGCCAUCUUUCCCUAUUACAUCGGCCUGGUGAUGACAGACAACGAGGACGUGAGCGGAGCCUUUGUCACGCUCCGUGUGUUCCGUGUGUUCCGCAUCUUCAAGUUCUCCCGCCACUCACAGGGCCUCAGGAUCCUGGGGUACACGCUGAAGAGCUGCGCCUCGGAGCUGGGCUUCCUCCUCUUCUCCCUCACCAUGGCCAUCAUCAUCUUCGCCACCGUCAUGUUUUACGCAGAGAAGGGGUCGUCAUCGACCAAGUUCACCAGCAUCCCAGCCUCCUUCUGGUACACCAUUGUCACAAUGACCACGUUGGGUUACGGGGACAUGGUGCCGAAGACGAUCGCGGGGAAGAUCUUUGGUUCUAUCUGUUCUCUGAGCGGGGUGCUGGUAAUCGCCCUGCCUGUUCCAGUCAUCGUGUCCAACUUUAGCCGCAUCUAUCACCAGAACCAGAGAGCUGACAAACGGCGUGCUCAGAAGGUGCAGAAAGCCAGACUGGCCAGGAUAAGAAUAGCCCAGGCGGGCAGCUCCUGCACAGGCUUCCUCCAGAGCAAACGCAACGACCUCCUCAACGACCUGCUGGAGCUCACGGGCUCAGAGGAGGAGGAACUGCAGCUCAGCAAGAGCAUGUCAUUAUUAGAGAGCCAACACCACCAUCUUUUGCACUGUCUGGAGAAGACCACUGCCCAUGAGUUUAUGGAUGAACAGCUGUAUGAACAGAACUGUCUGGAGACCACGGUCCAGAGCUACACCUCCCGUAGCCCCUCCCUCUCCAGCCAAGACGGGCCCAUAGGCACCUGCUGUACCCGCCGGGUGAAGAGGAACUCCCCCCUGCCCAACUCCAGCAUGCCCCUCCAGCCCAGCCAUCAGCAGGGCCCACUACAGGAGCUCAGAGCCCUCCACAUCCAGUGUGGGGACAAGCCACCCCACACCACCAGUCGCUCUAGUCUCAACAUGAAGACAGACGAGAUGGGUCUGAUCAACUGCAAGGGCGGUCAGAUCACCACAGCGAUCAUCAGCAUCCCCACACCCCACUCUGCCACCCCGGACGGGGACGGUCUCCACGGACCCCCCCAGCGCAGACCCCCCCCACCCUCCACCGGCCCAGAGGUCGCCAGUAUUAACACCACAGCCAGCUCCAAUGUCUUCAAAGUGUCCGCUCUGUGACUGUGUGACUGACCCACUCCACAGACUGACUGAGCAGGAGGAGUGGUGAAGGGAGGCUUUCACUAGAACUCUACCUUGAAGGACCCCUGUCGCCCGUUUCAGAGAUAGAGAAAUGGGAGGGAACUCCCCGUGUACCAAGGAUUAUAUGGCCUUGUAGGCAGCAAGGGGAUAGGCUAUACUGAGUGAACUGCUGCAAGGCAGCUGAUGGUACAGUAGGCUACGGUGUGUGCAUUUUCCUAAAACGGGCCAGUAUGUGUGCAUUGUGGGAUUAUGACAGGACAAAGGAAGUCACUGUGUCUUUGUGCACUUUGCACCUACAUAUUAUUGUUUUGAUCUGCCUACAGCUCAACCCUAAAUGUCUGAAAGAUAAGGUUUGAAGAACGAUGAAGACAGCUAUCAAUGUUUUAACUUUAGGUGUUUAUGUUUUGCGUUGUCUUAUCUAUUUUCACUGUGUGUGUGUGUGUGUGUGUGUGUGUGUGUGUGUGUGUGUGUGUGUGUGUGUGUGUGUGAUACUUUUAUGAAAUGUUCAUAUUUUAGUGGGUUUUAAACGUACAUUUCCAUCUGUCCACAAUGUCCUUAAAAUCUAAAUAACAUAAAUGCCUACUGGUACUCUGACAAAUGUUCCAUCAGACACACUACAAUAUUGCUGCUUUCCCAAAUCUGUCUCUCUCGCUAUCUCUCUGUCUCUCUCUCUCACUCCCUCUCUCUCUCUCUAUCUCUCCCUCCCUCGC
Molecule: messenger RNA, 3078 nt
Organism: Coregonus clupeaformis (lake whitefish)
Lineage: Eukaryota; Metazoa; Chordata; Actinopteri; Salmoniformes; Salmonidae
Product: potassium voltage-gated channel subfamily D member 3
Exons: 7
Coding region: 395-2347 (650 amino acids)
Biological process (GO): protein homooligomerization; potassium ion export across plasma membrane
Cellular component (GO): membrane; voltage-gated potassium channel complex; neuronal cell body
Molecular function (GO): A-type (transient outward) potassium channel activity; protein binding
Source: RefSeq, a predicted model, not a curated record